AUGGCGAAUGAAAACUCUGAGCAGGAAACACCUGUAACUGUAACUGAUACCUCGCAAAUCUCGUCGGAGGAUGAAUUUGAAGAAGGAAUCUCAGUUCCAAUCACUCAUCCUCUGUUUCUGGCAUCCACUGAUACGAGUGGAAUUUCUCUGAUCUCCUUUCAACUAACAGGGACAGACAACUUCUCGUUGUGGUAUCGAUCUAUGAAAAUUGCUCUUCUAGGUCGAAAUAAGCUCGGAAUGGUUGACGGAAGGUGGAAGAAGGAAAAAUUUCGAGAAAAAUACUGGUACCAGUGGGAGAGAUGCAAUGCAAUUGUCUUAUCGUGGCUGAUGAAUGCUGUAGCACUGGCCUUGAUCAGUGGAAUUGUUUAUGCAACUAAUGCACACACCGUGUGGAUGGAUCUACAAGAGCGCUUUGACAAGAAGCUAUAUCAGUUCCUUAUGGGAUUGAAUGACUCAUACUCACAAGCUCGUAGUCAGAUUCUUGUGAUGAAACCUGUUCCUUCUGUGAAUCAAGCUUAUGCUAUGCUAAUGAGCGAGGAAAGUCAAAGAAAUGUAGCAGGAUCAACAUGUAUUUUAGGUGCUGGAUCUAAUGUCAUUAGUGGUCACUAUGAAUCUACAGCACUAUACAGUUCCAAGGCUGAUAAUAGACUAAAACGCAGAAAGAAUUUCAAUCUAUACUGUGACUUCUGUAAACUAAAAGGUCAUAGCAAGGAGAAUUGCUAUAAAAUAGUUGGUUAUCCAGCUGACUACAAGUUUAAGAAGAAAGGGGGAGCUGGUGCUUAUAAUGCAGUAGCUGAGUAUGGUUCAACAUCUAGUAACUACAAUGCACCACCUGAACUAAGUCCCUACACACAGCCUAGUGGACAGCCAAGCCCUGGCUUUCAGAUGACUACUAUGCAGCCAAGAUCUGUUCAAACCUUGCAACACAACAGUCACACUGCCAAUAUGGAAUUACAACCACAACAUGGAAGAGGUGGUGCCUUUCCUUUUACCAAGGAACAGUAUGACCAGAUUAUGCAAAUUUUGAAUAGCAAUACAGUCAGCUCUACCUCAGCAAACAACAACAGUCCUACAUCUACAUCUCAGGCUCAUGCAGCAGGUACUAGUGUUCUCUUGCCAAAUGGAGAUGUCACACAAGUAACUCAUGUUGGAGAUAGCCAGAUAUCAAACAACAACACACUAAAAGAAGAGCUCUUCAAUGGCAGGGUGAAGGAGAUUGGUAGAGAAAGAGAUGGCUUGUACUUUCUACAACAACAUGGAAAUAAGAGGUUGACUGUUGUGUCCUUGGCAAUUAUUAACACAAAGGCUGAUCUCUCAUUCCUUGCUUUUGUUCACACUCAGUUCAAUAAAAUAGUUAAAAUGGUGAGAUCUGACAAUGGCUCUGAGUUUCUAAAUUCAGUGUGUAAAACUGUCCUCAAUAAGCUUGGUAUUCUUCAUCAAACCACUUGUGCAUACACUCCACAGCAGAAUGGGGUAGCUGAGAGGAAGCACAGGCAUCUCCUAGAAAUCACCAGAGCUCUGAGGUUUCAAGCUCACAUUCCUAUAAGGUUUUGGGGUCAUUGUGUUAUCACUGCAGCCUACUUGAUCAACAGACUACCAUCUUCAGUGUUGAAAGGAUGUUCACCUUAUGAGCUGCUGUACAAGAGGAGGCCUCAGCUAGAACACCUUAGGACUCUAGGCUGUUUGAGCUUUGCUAAACAAGUGCAGGAGACAGACAAACUUAUGCCUAGGGCCAAGCCUGUUGUUCUCAUGGGGUUUUCAGAUAUUCAAAAAGGCUAUAUUCUCUUAGAUAUUUCUACACAACAAUUCUUUGUCAAUAGAGAUGUUGUCUUCUAG
This is a messenger RNA of Nicotiana attenuata, 1836 nucleotides long. RefSeq lists its product as uncharacterized. NCBI's taxonomy places the organism in Eukaryota, Viridiplantae, Streptophyta, Magnoliopsida, Solanales, Solanaceae. The coding region runs from base 1 to 1836 and encodes 611 amino acids. The transcript is spliced from 5 exons. The record is from RefSeq and is a predicted model, not a curated record. Gene Ontology annotation, molecular function: nucleic acid binding. Gene Ontology annotation, biological process: DNA integration.